Symbiodinium necroappetens is the source of this 999-nucleotide messenger RNA. NCBI's taxonomy places the organism in Eukaryota, Dinophyceae, Suessiales, Symbiodiniaceae. The record is from the annotation of a GenBank genome assembly.
AUGGUCGGCAUCUCGGCUGGCGGCUACGUCGGAGUGGGAUGGAAGGGCGCCAGGGCUUUGAACCAAUCGCUUGGGGACUAUGGCCCAGGCCCCAGCAUCUUCGCAGCAGUGAGCGCUUCGAUUCCUUUUCCCAUACCUGUGGCAUCGUUCGGUUUGGCCAUCACCUACGAGAUCGAUGGAGAUGAGCGCUUGGGCGGCCCACCGUACAAGCCUCUUACGCGAGAUCCAGGCACCUACAUCUAUGCCGGCUGGAGCUUGAGUUUGGGUCUAUAUACUGGUCCUGUGGGCUUUGACGUCGGCUCUUCGUUAGCCAAAGGAGCUAUGCACAUUGACUGCUUCAACGAUAGCUCGCAGCUCCGUUGGCACAUCCCGAAGGUGACGUGCAAGGACUGCGAGAGCGUUAAGAUGCAUGUAGCUGUUACAGCCCUGCGGACGCUCCAGCACUUGGGCACAUUUCCCAUCAUUACCGACUUCUUCUUCAUUUUUCUGGCAUACGCCAACGACUGGCCCGAAAAUCGGCAGGGCUUCGAAGGUGCCUGCUCCACAGAGCCACACAGCGUUUUCGUUUAUGCGGCCGAGAUCCUCCAAGAGGCUUUCGAGGCCCUUGAAACUUUGGAGGAACACCUGAACAAGUUGGAAUUGGCCAUGGAUGUGCAAAACUUGCGAUCAGAGAUUCCCCACUCGGCAGAGUUCAAGAAGCUGUACCAGGAGUUGGAGAACCUCAAGGUCGUCAAUGCCAGGUUCGCCUCCCUGGACGAUUUCAGCCUUUCACCUCGGGGAGCCGCCAACAUCACGGGUCCUCAGGGUGCCGGCUGGCUUCGGUUUGAAGACUUCCUCAUCUGGUGGGGCCUUCACUCAGAACAGUCGGCACGAGCCCUGUGCAGGCAAUUGCACAUGGCGCAUGACCAGUGCACUGCACACGAUGUGUACGACAAGCUUAAGAUGAACGAGAAGAGUGGCAAUCCUUUCGGCUUCUGUCACAAGUUCCAGAGGUGGUAA